UUUCUGGACGUUACUCAGUUGUCUAUUGUAGGUAAAACUUAACGGUGUUAUUUAGAAUCAGAAACAUUCAUUCGUUCAUUAUUACAAGAUGAAAAAUAUCACCAUUUUGUUUAUAGCUGCUAUCAUCAUGGAAAUUUCGCUGGUCACACAAGGUCGUCCAGGUCAAGUUGGAGGACAACCGAACGUCGACCAAGAUCCGCCAGCAUAUCCACCACCAUCAGUUUCCGUCGUGAAAUGCAGACACUUUUCCAAAGUAAUAAAGCAUAUGAAGGCAACGGCUGCGGCGUUUAAUGAAGUGAAAAAUUGGUCAAGCCUGAAAGCGGAAAUUCGUGGUUAUAACGUUAACGAAUCGAUAAUCUCGUUGUACAAGAGAGACCCCAAUUCGAUUGGAUCUUUGUGGGACUUUUAUUUGUACAAGAUUUGGCUGGAGAGGGAGAAUAUACACCGCUUGGAAACCGACACUAGCAAACAAACCAAGGUAAAGACUACUCACGGGAACGUUAUUAGAUCACUGGAGAACGACUUGUUGCGAACGUCCGCUUGCCUUAACGAUAACAACAAUUGUUCUUGCGGCAAGUGUAUAAAGCCUGCAAUCAUAAAAUCCAUAGUAAACAGAAACCGUUUUACAUUGUACAGCCAUGUGAAGAUAAUCGAUGCGUUGGAACCCACAACACUCUUCGUGCGAAUUUUGAGCAUUCAGGACACACGAUUGAUGAGUUUCCUUAACGAUAACAUAAAAUGGACCGGCACGAGCCAAGUAUUGGAAAAAUCUUGGCUCGGUAUUUGGUCAGAGUUUGACGUGACCGUAGACCACUAUAAGAAAAUCAAAUCAUACUUCACGUUGCAUAAUCAUUUUUUAAAUAUCAUUAUCACUAAGCUGUAUUGCAGACACUUGCUGUGUAUGGAAAAAAUAUCAGACGAAACGCAGAAAUUGAGUUACGCGACACAACUGACUACCUUACUCGACGACUACAAACACAUGUUAAUAAUCCAAGACGAUCCCAAUGUGAAUUACUUAUCGAAGGCUGUCGAAGAGAUGGCCACUAAAAAUGGAGAUAUAAUCAAAACGACAUCUCAGCUAAAGACAAACAUUGAAUCCAUGUGUUCUGUGCUGGAGUGCUCGGGGAUUGGGCAUAUUACUUUGACAAAAUAUGAUAAUGAGAUCAUUAAUGCACUCAAUACUAAUAAAAAAAUUGAUUUGGCAAACUCUCAGUCUGACGAAAUUGACCCCCUGCAAAACGUGAAAGAUUUUUUGGACCUUCUUCAAGAUUUAUUCAACGGCUUGCGCUUAGAUGUCACGAGGACAUUCCUUUCUCAUAUUGAUCAUAUGUUGUCUGCACCAGAUGAACAGAUUAUGCAAAAUUGACCUUUUCAAACGUUUAAUGUAAUUUGUUUUGUUUUUGGUUGUUCAGUUAUAUUAAAUUAUAUUUAUCCCUUCAGAUCUAGUUGGUAUUAAAAAACUAAUUAAUUCAAAAACUUUUCAUCAAAUAUUAUUAUUUUUAUCAUUAAAUAUAAUAUUAAAAAAAAAUGUAUUGAGUACACCUAAUGUAAUAUAUGGAUUAAAAUUUUUAAAUACCUGAUCAGUAGUUGUUGUUGAUGUAGAUUUUUUCAGAGAUACUUCAGUAAUAACUUGGUGAC
This is a messenger RNA of Adelges cooleyi (spruce gall adelgid), 1638 nucleotides long. RefSeq lists its product as uncharacterized. The transcript is spliced from 5 exons. Bases 89 to 1366 code for a protein of 425 amino acids. Lineage: Eukaryota; Metazoa; Arthropoda; Insecta; Hemiptera; Adelgidae. The record is from RefSeq and is a predicted model, not a curated record.